Closterium sp. Naga37s-1 is the source of this 2235-nucleotide messenger RNA. The record is from the annotation of a GenBank genome assembly. Lineage: Eukaryota; Viridiplantae; Streptophyta; Zygnematophyceae; Desmidiales; Closteriaceae.
AUGCGCGGAUCGAAGGACCGCGUGGAGGUGUUCAAGCUGUCGGAGAACCUCUGGUUCGCUGGAACCGCGCAGCUUCCGCCGAUCGAAGACGCUGUUAGUAGUAACGGCCCGCUCCCUCCACCGGGUGGAGACUCCGCUUCCGCGGGAGGCGGCGGGAACAGCGGCGGAGAUAGCAGCGGAAACCACAGCACCACCGCCGGCGAUUCCCGCGCGUCAUAUGCGGCGGACGACCCGCGCGACAGGGAGGCGCGGAAGGAGGAGCUGCUUGGGCGGAUUCGCGGCGGCGGACUCGACGAGAAGACGCGCGAGGCCUUGGCGGAAGCAGCAAGCUCCGCGGCGGCCGCCGCUGCAUCUGCGCCCGCCGCUGCGCCUGCGAGCGCGCCGGCUCCCGCUGUGGAUCCGCUCGGGCAACAGAUGGAGGAGCGAUUGGCGGAGGUGGGGGAAUUCUCGGCGCGCAUGACGGAGCUGAAACAAGUGGUGAAGCGGAAACCGGCGGUUGGGUUUCCCGGUAUAAGCCAGUACAGCCUAGUGAACAGUGGUACACCGCCUAAAUACAACGAUACAGUGGUCCGUGUAACCCCUCCUGACGUCGCUCUGUGUGUGGGCAACGGAUACAUCCUUCACACUGUCAACAUUGCAAUGGCUGUGUACGACAAGCAAGGGAAGCAGCUCACUCGCAUCAUCACAACCAACGAGUUCUUUGGCAUGCUGCCAUGGGUGGUGGAGAAGAGGGACCCGUUCAAAGAAUCAGUAUUCGGAGACAACAUCGGUGACAUGACAUGCACGUAUGACCGCCAGUCCCGGCGCUUCUACCUCUCCACCUACUGGAGUUCAGGGGGUGGCAACAACACGUAUGACAAGUUUGGGCAGACGAGGAGGAGGGGCGACGUGACAGUUGGCGCAGGGAUGAUAGUGGCAGCGUCAACCACGGACGACCCCACACAGCCCUGGAACGUCUUCUUCAUUCCUGGCUCCAACGAUGGCAUCAACUCCAAUCCGGACUGGAGGGCGCCUCUCCACUUCAACUCGUCUCGACUCACCACGUUCUUGGACUACCCUCAGAUCGGCACAGAUGCCUAUGGAUUUUACGUGUCGGUAAACCAAUAUUCGGAGUCAUUGGAGCAAGUAUAUGGGGCGGGCAUAUAUGCAAUCGCCAAGUCCCAGCUCCAAGCACCCGAGAAUGCCACCAUUCUCCGCUUCGUCGUGCCUUACACUGCGAGCGUUCUCAGUCCAUCCUACACCAUCUACCCUCAGAAGGUCGCUGCCGAUGGGGACUACGACUACCGCCACGGCGGCACCAUGUAUUUCGGAUGGACGGGAGUUAACCCCAACCGUGGUGCUCCAAACGAAACCGUGCUUAUCACCAACUUCACCACAGUGGGAGCCUUUGCUAUAACGGGUACAAGCGCUCUGGGAACCCCUGAAGCCGAGCGCUUGGUCGAACCCCACUGUGCGGCCGUCAACACUCCGCCGUUCUUCAUUCCCCGGCCUGUGGAGCAGAAGCCCGGGCCUGUUCCUACAGCUUGGCAGAUGAACAGUACGAUCAAGCCCAUCGGCCCUUCAGAGAUCGAUGCGAGAGGCGUGGUGGUGAAUCCGGAGAGCAGGCGCAUGUGGGUCAGCUUUAUGUCGGCGUUUGGCAAGGACAUGAGUGCUGCUGCCGUGGUGGUGAGGCUUCGCCUGUCCCUCCGGCCUCAGCGCAAGUGGCGCACGCUUCGGGUGUUUUUGGAGCGGUUCAAAGUGGUGGGGGUGGGCGGAGGGAACAGCCUCAUUCAGGGCACCAUCGCCCUCAACAGGCACGGCGUGGGCAUCAUAGCAGCAUCGCUGGCAGGGCGUUCCUUCUACCCCUCAGCUGCCUAUGCCACUCUCAACGCCAAUGUGGAUGUCGGCCGCGUCGUCAUUGCCGGCCCGGGGAAAGCGCCUCUCGACGACUAUACGGGGUACCGCGUUGGUGCAACGGAGAUGCGAUAUGGUGACUACAUGACGGCAACGGUGGACGAGGAGGGCAACGCGUGGGCGGCAGUGCAGUAUGUGGCGGGGCAGCCGCGCACCGAGUGGAGCAACUGGGCUGCCUUCGUCUUCAAAGAGGCUGGUGGGAGGAGAAGGGGGGCAGGGGUGAACGAGGAGGGCAACGCAUGGGCAUCAGUGGCGGGGCACCCCAGGACUGAGAGGAGCAACUGGGGCACCUGCGUCUCCUUGCACGAGGGGGGGGACAAGGAACAAGGGGAAUGGGCUUAA